Messenger RNA from Gossypium raimondii (Peruvian cotton), 2060 nucleotides. RefSeq lists its product as uncharacterized. The record is from RefSeq and is a predicted model, not a curated record. Lineage: Eukaryota; Viridiplantae; Streptophyta; Magnoliopsida; Malvales; Malvaceae. The coding region runs from base 1222 to 2004 and encodes 260 amino acids. The transcript has 7 exons.
UAUUGGCCCAUUGCCUUUCUUUGUUCACCCUUUAGCAAGAUGAGAUUUGGAGAUCUUUUAGCACGAACAAGGAUAGGCAGAGAAUGAGAAAUUUGGCAUGUAUCUUUAGAGUGAUGUUAAAGCUUUUGCAGACAAUGUAGAACACACUUUCUUUGUUUCGUAUAAUUGUCGCAGCACCUAUCAUAUCACCCCUUAUUAAUAUGGAGACAAAGGGUCCAACUAAUGUUGUUGGUCCUGGUUUCCAGUGAUCUCACAGGCGAUUGCAACAUGGAGGUAGAGGAAGAGGUGAUGUUUCCUUGGUCAAUUAUCUUAUUGAAGGAAGAUAAAUAGACAAACUUUGGCCUUUUAGCCUGAGGAUGGAACUUAUCUUUUUUAUUGGGAUUUUGUUAAAAAUGAGGUCAUUUCUGGUUUUUCGAAUCAUCAAGAAAGUGCAAAAGAAGAUGUUAUUAGUUUGAAGCCACUGGAAGAUCCACUAAGAGAGUGAAGAGCCAAACCAUAUAGCUUUAGGCCCCGUUCUCCUUUGUUCUCAGAUGGACUUUUGCUAUAAAAAGUCUUUUUCCCUUAAAAACAAUGAAGAACAGACACCAUUUCAGAAUAAUUUUUAGCUUAAAAAAAGUACUUUGAUGGAGAAGUUGAAAAUUUUAACUUUUCUUCAGCCAAAAGUGCUUUUGGCUGAUAAUUUCCAUUUUUAACCUGUCUUCUCCCAAAAAACGUUCUUUUCUCAGGUUCUUUGGAGCUAAAUCUAUACCCAUUUUUUUCACAUUUUCUUUUUCAAAGUUCUUUCCUCUGGUUCUUUGUUCCUCUUUCGUCGGUUCUUUUCACCUACAAUAAACUACUUGACUUCAAAAGGGCACAAUCUUUACCUACCCUUGGUUCUUGGACUUGACAAAGUAAAUCCCAGGUUGUGCCUGAAGCUAAAAAAAUUAGAACAUCAGGCAUUGAUCCUGAAUUCGAAGGGAAGUUGGACCAAAUGUUCAUGGGGAUAGUUGCAACAGGUGAUGAGUAUAGUUGAGGAUUACAGGCGGUGAUGAAAGUAAUGAUGAAAGGGAAAAGGAAGAGACUUUACAACGCAUGGAACGUUUUAACAAAUCAUUUAUUGUUGCAUCUUCUUCCAUGCAAUUAUAUUACGAGAAGUAUAUAUUAAGGCAACCAUGCAUGGAUUCUAAACAGUCAGGUGAGACAUGGAUCCGAGAGAUUCUUGACGGUCACGAAUGACGUUGUAUGAUUAAUUUUAGGAUGUCUAAAAUGGUAUUCACAAUUUUGUUGAGAGUUUUGGAGACAAGAUACAACUUGCAAACUUUAAGAAACAUAUCUUCUAGUGAAAUGUUGAGGAUUUUUUUAUACAUCUUGGGCACCAGUGCAAAAAUUUCCCAAUGUCGAGAAAGAUUUCAAAGGUCUGGAUCAACAAUAAGUCGACACUUUGCAAAUGUGCUUGAGAAAGUUUCAAGGAUGGCCACUGAUCUAAUUGCACCCGAAGAUCCUUUUCUUUUAGCUCAAUACCCGAACAAAUACGAUUGCAUAGGUGCAAUUGAUGGUACUCACAUUGCCGCUAUUCUUCCACCAAAUGAACAAAUUCCCUAUAUGGGAAGAAAAGGUAUCUCGACUCAAAAUGUUAUGGCAGUAUGUGAUUUUAAUAUGUGUUUUACCUUUGUCAUGGCUGGAUGGGAAGGACCGGCACAUGACAUUAGAAUAUUUCUUAAUGCAAUUCGAGAUCCAAAAUACAAAUUUCCGCACCCACCAAAUGGAAAAUAUUAUCUUGUUGAUUAUGGAUAUCCUCAAAUAAAAGGUUAUCUUGGACCAUAUAGAGAUUUUAUGGAAUACGAAGAUAUUAACUGGGCAUAUGAGAAUAUUAUUGAUUCAGAAAAUGCGCAUGGUCGAGAAAGUGAUGAUGAUGACGACGACGAUGAUGAUGGUGAUGAUGACGGUGAAUCAAACAACUCAAGUGGUUUUGAAAUGGAAUUAACAAGAGAUGCUAUAGCUUCUAGUUUAAUGAAUUCACUUUAAAUUGUAAAUGCUAUUGUAAAAUUUUUAGUAUUUAUAUUUGGUAUAUAAAUAUUAUC